Molecule: messenger RNA, 864 nt
Organism: Leptinotarsa decemlineata (Colorado potato beetle)
Lineage: Eukaryota; Metazoa; Arthropoda; Insecta; Coleoptera; Chrysomelidae
Product: circadian clock-controlled protein daywake
Biological process (GO): multicellular organismal reproductive process
Source: RefSeq, a predicted model, not a curated record
AUUCUACAGGGUGGAGGCGGUCCAGUUACAGUGAACGCAUCGCUCUCAAAUGUAACAGUCGUCGGAUUUGGAAACACCAAAGUCCUCUUCAACACUGUCGAUCCAAACACUUUUGAUUUCUACACGAAAUUGCUUCUGCCGAGGCUGAGGAUCGACGGAAACUAUGAAUUACUGGGUCGAAUUCUAGUAAUUCCUUUGAGAGGAAAGGGAACUUGUUGGUUCGAUGCCAAAAACUUGGAAAUAAACGUGAAGAGCGAGGUAAUAAUAGAAAAGCACGAUGGUUUCCGUUUUUUCAACGUCACUAAAGUCCACGUCAAAUUCAGUAUAGGAGGUCUUCAGUUAUAUAUGGGAAAUCUUUUCGAUGGAAUCAAAGCUUUAGAGGAGUCUACAAACGCAUAUCUCAAUGCCAACUGGAGGCCUGUAGCAGAAUCCCUAAAUCCGAUCCUGAGCAAAACCAUAGAAGAUAUUAUGCUCGAUAUUUUGAGGACUGUUUUCGACAACAUACCUGCGGACUUUUUCCUAAGCGAUAUCGAGUGAUACAAGAGACUGAGUCACAGGAAAGAUUCCUUGUUUCGAGUGGGAUUUAGAAGCACGUUGAUUGUUUUUCAAAAACGUAAUUAAUAUUUUGUGAUUUGGUAUUUCACAGUACGAAGUGACUAAGCAUAUUCUUGGAGAUUCGAAGGAGUUGAACAAUAUGUUAAUGAAAACCUGUAUAACCAAUUGUAAACGGAAAAAUUAUCAAGUUUUGUGAAAGGAUGUUUGAAGUAAGACUGAUAGAAAAAUUCAAUCAAACUUCAACUUAGUAUCUUUGUUAUGCCAUCUCAUACUUGACUUGAAAAAGAGAAGAACUUUUAUCAUUACAUU